GUAAAGAUGGGGACUGCUCAACUGCAGGGAAACUGCAGUGAGAUUUAAAUGUGUUCUAAUGGUGAAGCUUCAGUUCUGGUCUUGGUUUCACUCCCACUUCUGCUGCUUGGGAAUGCCUGGUUGAAGUGGGUUUGGGCCUCAGAAGAGCAGUUUGCUGAUCAGGUAUCAUUGUGCAGGGUGAGGUGAAGUGGGAUUCCCUGUUCUGAACAUCCUCUGCAAGUCCUGCCUGUGUCUGCUCCAGUUGCAUCUGAAGACAAGGACAGGAGAGGGGAAGCUGUUGGAUUUCUUGCUGUGGCUCAGCCUCACCUCCUGCUCUGCCUGCUCAGAAGCUGUGGCCAAGACCUGCUCUACACCUGAGCUGUGGGUUUGAGCCAUAGCUCGGGAAGCAGGAUGGUUCUGAAGAUGUACCCAGGGUGCUUUUAGUGCUCUGCCAUGGUAGGAAUGCUCAUUUCCUUUCCACCGGGGGAGCUGCUGCCCUGGUGAGCACCACAGCAAUGCCAGCAUUUCUUGUACCACCUGAACUGUGUCUGAGUGGCUGCUGUGCAGCAGGAAAGUUAUUUCUAUAGAGAUCUCCAGGCAGAGAGGGUGGGAGGAUGUGGCAGAUGCAGGGAGCGGUGCUGGGCUGCAGUGGGGACACUGACACCCAUCCAGCUGCCUGCUUUGAUGGAGAUACUUUAUCUAACAGUAAAGUUGCUGGCACAAGGUCCUGCUGUGAUCAUAAGAAAUUAAACUUAGGCCUUUGUUAUCUCACUGCACCCAAAACUGGGGCAUCGUCUGAAUAAGAUGUGUUAGAGCAUGAGGAGAUCAGGCUUUAGACGGGGAAGCUGACACUGAUGUGAAAUACCAGUGUAACAGUAAUCUCUGUUCCACUGGGGUGGCAGAUACUUGCACAGGUUAGUUACUGACAGAGCUGCUUUGGUUCCAUCCUGGCAUGGCUCUCCCUGCCACAUCCAGUAACUCAAACCCUACAUCCAAACCCAUUUGGUCCACCUGAAUAUUGCAGAAUGCAGGGCAAGCUUCUGUCUGUGGCAAGCCUCUGCCCAUUGCCCCAUGGUUAACUGGGAAGCUGCUGCUAUUUAAACACAGACUGUUGGUUUUGUGCUUCCUCUCUUGAAGUUAGACCUUUGCAGGGAUGUACUCCACAACUAUCAGGCUCGGAACAACGUGUCCCUGAGCUUCUGAUACUGAAGGUUCUGUUUCCCCAGGGUGAGAUCUGCAGAGGGCAGGAAGGAAGGAAGAACAUUUUACAACUCCAGGUAGUAAGGGGAACUUUAGUUUUGUGUGCCAUGAUUGUCAGGUCCGGCUCUCAGUAUUCCUGAGUGAAAAGUGACCCUAGGAGUUGCAUUUAGUUUACUGCAGACUCCUGUUUUGCCUUUCUAGAUGCUGAGAUUGGCUCUAGAGAGACUGAGGCAUCUCUGAGCUCACUGCUGCUGUGGCUGGGACAGAGCAGGGACACUGCACAUCUGAAGACUUCCUGCUUUCCACCAGCCUGCACAAUGUGUGCCUGCACAAAAGCCCUGAGCAGUGUUUGGAGGCAGCCAAAUGGCUCCUGGAGAUAGGGCUCUGUUAUCUGCAGCAGCUUCAGUGUCACACGGGAAGGAACAGCCCCACAACCUGACACUUCUCAGCUGUGGAGCUGGCCUGGACCAGCUCCAGAGCCUGUGGCCAGGUGGCAGCUCUGCAGGCUCAGUGCAGAGCGAUGAUAAUAGCACAGGGACUGUAAACAGGACACUCCACCCUGCCUCAGUGCCUCAGGCACUGUGCAGGCAGCCUCUGCACCCAGCAGCACCCUGCCCUUCCCUGGACUGUUCAGUGGCAGAGCUCUGUGGAAAGGAGCAGCAGUUGUUGCUGUUCAUGCAUCAAUAGCAUGAAUGGUGGUCAACCAUCACAGCUGUCACUGUAGGAGGCCAGGUCUCCUCUGCUCUCAGCCAUAGAAUCCACUGUGAUGGAAAAGACCUUCAAGUCCACCCCUAAACCAUAUCAGUUGUGUCUGUUCUUGAGCUCUUUCAGGCUGGUUUUGCCCACAGUGCCCAUGUUGGAGGCUUGGACUACAAAGGUGACCCCAGUCACUUGGGAUGUUCUGGUUUUAUCAGAGAGCUUUUGGGGUCCAUGGACUGUCAGAGCAGUGUGGGAUGGGGCUGCCCUGCUGCAGGAGGGUUCAGUUCCUCUGAGCAGCAGGAGAGGAAGAGACAGAUGCAGUCACAUGUAGUGGAGGUACAAGUGACUUUGCCUGUGUGGGCAAUGAGGCAUUGAAGAGGAAGCCACAAAUACUCCUGGGUUUCUAAACUGGAGCUCAUGGUACUUGUUAACUGUUGGGAGCAGGGAGUGUGCCUGGAACUGCACAAUGAGCCUUUAAUCCAGUGUGGCCCUUGUGAGGUGUGGCUGUGCAGGGCCUGAUGCUUCUCUUGCACUUCCAUGUGGCUUUUAGUUCCUGCUCUUCCCUCACCUACAGCUUGAAUUCCACUGCUCAAAAAUGUGAUUUUAGCUGAUGAAAAAGAUACAUUCACUAGGCCAUGUCCAGGCCUGUUAACUGUGACACUGCUGAGCCUUGGCCUUGGAAGUCUCACGUUCUUUCCUCCCCCUGUGCAGCCAGUGUUCCCUGUGCUGCUGCCCUGGAGAAGAGCUGCCCUCCCCGGCAGCCCCGUGUGCGCCGCACGUCCUCGCUGGACACCAUCGUGGGCUCCUACCUGCUGGGACAGUGGCCUCGGGAUGCUGAAGGAGCUUCCACCUCAUGCAUGAGUGACAAAGCUACCCAGACUCCAGUGUCCUGGCACGAUGUGGAAGUGGGGAAAGCCAACUCCAGUGCUCACAAACGUUCCGCUUCUUGGGGUAGCACAGACCACCGCAGAGAGAUUGCCAAACUGAAGCAGCAGCUGCAGAGGACAAAGCUCCACGGCAGAAGUGGCAGAGAGAAGGAGAAGAGCUCCCGAAUGCAGGGGGACCACAGUGUCCUCCCAGCCCUCCGGGACUCUCCUUUGGGCUUCCCUUCUCCAUCUCCCAUUUUGAGGCUUAGCCCCUGCUUGCACAGGAGCCUGGAAGGCCUAAACCAGGAACUGGAGGAAGCAUUUGUGAAGGAGCAGGGGGAGGAGGAGCUGCUGCGGAUCCUGGAUGUCCCAGAUGGGCACAGGGCACCAGCGCCUGCCCAGAGAGGCUCUGGAGCUGCGUCCCUGGUGCUGGAGCCUGGCGGGGGCAGCUGGAGCAGCCUCUCCCCUUCCCCCUCGGUGCCUCUGCACCUCUCCCCACACCCCCUGGGGAGGCUGCCCACGGAGGAACCUUCCUGUGCAGUGGAUGAGCUGCAGCCAGAGCCCAAAGAGAAAGAGGGCAGCCCCUCCCCAGUGUUGGCCUUCACAUCCUCCCCUCGCCCCAACCACAGCUGCGUGUUCAAACGGGAGCCUCCGGAGGGAUGCGAGAGGGUCCGGGCCUUUGAAGAAGCUUCCUCCCCCAGCCCUGAGCAGCCGUUCCAGCCUUCCUGCCCAGACAAGAACAAGGUGCAUUUCAACCCCACCGGCUCUGCCUUCUGCCCCGUCAGCCUGGUCAAGCCGCUCUUCCCAAACGUGGGCUUCCUCUUCCGGAGCUUCCCAUCCUCCUCCAGCCCCACCACGGGCACACUGACGUCCUGCCAGCCGCCAGCCCCAUUCCUGGGGCUGCGGAAGGACACUGCGGGCGGCAGCUUCAGCGUGGCCACAGCUCCUGCCCUGAGCUAUGAACCCUGGAAGCGUGGUCAGGCCGAGGACAGCGUCGUCUUCCACAGCUCCCUGGUGGUGUGAAUCCUCUGGGAGCGCAGCUCUUCCAGCCGCUGGAGAUUGGUGCCUUGAGGGUGGGAUGCGACAGCCACGGGGCAGCCCUGAUGCCAGAACUGUGAGGCAUGGAGCGCCUUGGGAUUCCUGGCUGCUGGAGAGGCUCCUUUCCCUCAGCCUCCCCUUGUCAAAGCACUUUCCUGUCA
This is a messenger RNA of Melopsittacus undulatus (budgerigar), 3943 nucleotides long. It is a transcript of the gene FAM117A, whose product is annotated as family with sequence similarity 117 member A. The transcript is spliced from 7 exons. The record is from RefSeq and is a predicted model, not a curated record. Lineage: Eukaryota; Metazoa; Chordata; Aves; Psittaciformes; Psittaculidae. Bases 2514 to 3767 code for a protein of 417 amino acids.